AAAUUGGCUAAUUUGUGACAAAUACGAAAAGUGUCUUCUAAAUGUACAAUUAUUCAUAAUCACUACUUGUAAGAAACCUCUGAAGAAAGCGCGAACGUAGACGUUAUCUUUUGUACCAUUAUGGUCCUGCUUGCGACCCGCGAACUCACGUAGCAGUCACGCACGUUUAAAGAAUCGUUGGCAGCAGUUCCUGUUUUAGUUCGUGUAAAGGUGAUGCAGCAGAGCGCGCCACCGUAUUGAUCCCCACCACGUUAUAUGGGAGUUAUAGGCAAACACGUGCGAUAAAUUAGUGUGACGGGUGUGCUUGAGAUGAGGUUCGAAUGUUGAUCAUUUGUUUUAUUAGGAGAUUUGUUUUGAAAUAUUGAUGCAUUUGUGUUGUAAACUUUUCAUUACGUUUGUUAACAUCGACGUCGUAUUCUCAUUUUUUGAAGAUGCCAAAAGUGAAAGCAGAGAAAAAGAGCAAGCAGCUGCAGGCUAUAGUGAAACAAGGCUUGUUGCAGAAUUACAAAAACGAGUGCAAUGUACCCCACUGCAAAGUAAACUUCAGAUAAUGAUAGGAGAUGUUCUGAAAACUGAUCUGCCAUUUUUUGAUCUGUGUGUUGCUAAUAUCCCUUAUGAAAUAUCUUCAAGGCUGGUUUUUAAAUUGCUGCUUCAUCGACCCUUCUUCCGAUGUGCAGUUCUUAUGUUUCAACGAGAGUUUGCACAACGACUAGUUGCAAAGCCUGGAGACAAGCUUUACUGUAGGCUAUCUGUAAACACUCAAUUAUUGGCUCGAGUGGAUCUAUUAAUGAAAGUGGGGAAAAACAACUUUAAACCUCCUCCAAAAGUAGAGUCCAGUGUAGUGAGACUGGAGCCUCGAAAUCCUCCACCUCCCCUUAAUUUCACAGAAUGGGAUGGGUUGACUCGUAUAGCUUUCACUCGUAAAAAUAAAACUUUAUGUUCUAUAUUCAAACAAACUACAGUUCUUUCAGUUUUAGAGAAGAACUAUAAAAUUCACUGUUCACUAAAUAAUAUUACACUACCUCAAGAUUUUAAUAUUAAAAACAAGAUUGAAGAGAUUUUAACAACAAGUGAGUUUGAAACAAAACGUUCACGAACAAUGGAUAUAGAUGAUUUCAUGAAGUAAGUAUCUUAUGAUACCAAGUCAGCAAAAUUUAGUCAAUGAUUUUAUGUGCAUUUGCAUAGAAGAUUUAAUGGCACCUCAAAAUUAUGUAACCUAAGAACAAAUCUAAGAGUCAACAUUCGAAGAACUAGAGAAAUGGAACAAAGGGCAGAUUUUUAGAAAGCAAAAAUUGUCUACGGAAUGAGUGAUAAAGAAAUUAAACUUCUCAGAAAACUUAAACGCAUGCGGAGAGAGAGAAAUAAAAUUAUCAAAGUCUUAAAGACUCACUAAGUGUUGAAAAUGCAACUUGUAGGUAUAUUGAAAAUAAUUUCUCUCCCCUCACAAUUUUAAAAUUUUUUUUAGCUGGCUUAGAAUGUGUUUAGUUUCUUAUCACAUUUUAAAUUAAACUUAAAUUUAUCAGAAAAAUCAUGUGUAUCAAAAAGUUCUUUGCAUUGUUUGAAAUGUUUAUUCCAUUUUUUCUUAAUGAUAAGACACUUUUUUAAACAUUUGCUUUCUUUUCUGCAGACUUUUACAUGCAUUCAAUGCUGAAGGAAUACAUUUCAGUUGAGCUGAUUGCAGCGAUCAAAAUUGCAGUACUGAGAAAUGUUCUUUAAUCAGAUUAAAUAUCCUACAAGCAUUAUGUAUAAUUUAUUUUGUAAUAAAGUGAAAUUCUUAUAAAUUUCUAUAACUGAUUCUUUGCAUAUUUUUAUGACAGGUGAUUAAAGAAAUAAUAGUAAUAUGAAGAACCCAUUUUAAUAAAGAUAUAACAUUAUACAAAUGAAAAAUCUCUGUACACUCUGGAGGUUUUUCCCGGGAAAAGACCUGAAAUGUUUACUGGCGUUUGGAACGUACACCUUGGAUUAUGGCAUUACUUCCAUCUCUCACAGGCCAUACAUAAUACAUCUGCAUCACAAAUAACUUAUAUAAUUUCAAUGAUCCCGAAUGGUGUAAAGUUAUAUUGAAACACUAUAACUUAUAAUGAAUGUUGUUUAGGAAUGUAUUUUCACUGCUUGUUUGGUAUUCAUAUUCAAAUUCAUAACGCACUGGAUAAAAUUAAUCUUGAAUAGUUUUUUGUAUCUCUAUUAGGAAAAUACAUUUCUAGAAUCUGGUUAUCAAAAAUCAAAUCGUACAGUACAGAGAGGAUCAAGCAUGUGGAGGACCUAAUAAUUAAAUCAGGCAUUUUUUUAUUGUCUUCACGAGCUUGAAUCAUCGUUCCUAUAUGACCGUUUUCUCUUUGACUUUUUCCCUUUAGUAAGUCUGACAGGAGAUGAACUUUCAGAUCUCCGCUUGUCCUUUCGCUUCCUGAUGUCGCGCUUGUGCGAUUUAUGUCUGUGAUGCUUGCAGUCGUGGUAAUGUGAUGAACUACGUGAAGAAGAUGCAACUGAUGAAUAAGAUGCUUCUCUCUGGCCACUAGAUCCCGCAGAUUUAGUGAUGACAAUACUUCUUAACUUAGGUCGAUCAGAUGACAGCGAUGCCCAUUCAUCUUCUGUGUAUGGAGGAUCAUAACAGUCAAGUGAAUAAUCAUGAUCUGUUUCAGGUUCCUGUUUUCGCACAAUACGCCAUACUUCUUUACGAGAUUUUCUGUUCUUAGAUCGAAUCCUGUCAAUUUUGCUAUCAUCGGAAGACUCACGAGGUGAGACUAUUCUUUUACGCUUUCCCUUUGAUUUAUUCCUUCUGUGUUUAGCACUCUCAGAUUCUGAAUCCGAAUCUGAACUAGGGAUUCGCCGCCUCCUUACUUCUGCAGAAUCACCUUCAUCAGAUGAGCUAUGAGGUUUGCGAGGUUUCUUGCGCUUUGGAGUGACCUUUUUAUGGGUUGAUGGAUGUGGAACAUACUCUGAAUCAGAGGUAUCUGAUGUUUUUGAUAAUGAUGAUGAUGAUGAUGAUGAUGAU
Gryllus bimaculatus (two-spotted cricket) is the source of this 2992-nucleotide messenger RNA. The record is from the annotation of a GenBank genome assembly. Lineage: Eukaryota; Metazoa; Arthropoda; Insecta; Orthoptera; Gryllidae.